Messenger RNA from Miscanthus lutarioriparius, 741 nucleotides. The record is from the annotation of a GenBank genome assembly. NCBI's taxonomy places the organism in Eukaryota, Viridiplantae, Streptophyta, Magnoliopsida, Poales, Poaceae.
AUGCAGGCGUCCGCUCGCCUCUUCUCCUCCGCGGCCUUCAGGAAAGUUUUUACACAGUGCGUCCGGUACUUCAAGAAAUGGUGUAUAAUCAUGCAAAAUUACCACUGGAUAAUCCUAAGACAGCUCCACGUCAAGUCACAGUUGAAGUCACUGAGCACCUCUUGCAAAAGGAUGAAGCCACUGGCUGAAAGACAGGUUUCUGAGCAUUCCACGCCCAAGGAUGAUGCUGAAGUGGCUCACCUCAUGCAAAAGGAGGAAGCCAGAGUGGCUGAAAGACAGGUUUCUGAGCAUUCCACGCCCAAGGAUGAUGCUGAAGUGGCUCACCUCGUGCAAAAGGAUGAACCCAGAGUGGCUGAAAGACAAGUUUCUGAGCAUUCCACGCCCAAGGAUGAUGCUGAAGUGGCUCACCUCAUGCAAAAGGAUGAACCCAGAGUGGCUGAAAGACAAGUUUCUGAGCAUUCCACGCCCAAGGAUGCUGCUGAAGUGGCUCACCUCAUGCAAAAGGAUGAACCCAGAGUGGCUGAAAGACAAGUUUCUGAGCAUUCCACGCCCAAGGAUGAUGCUGAAGUGGCUCAACUUCAAGGAACAGUUCAAGUUUCUGAGCAUUCCUUCCCUAAGGAUGAAGGUAAGGUGUUAUGCAGAGAAGACAACCCAAAGCUUGAGGAGUCCGCGAACACAGGUCUUUUGGGCAGCCUGAAAUCUUUUGCUUAUGGCAUCAGAAACUUCUGGAAAAAUAUGUAA